AUGUUCGAGAAAUUCCUUCUGCUGCUCAUCAUUGUUAUUGCCUUCAUUUCUUUCACGUCUGCUGAUUUUUCGUGCUUCUUCGGUGACACCAUUUGUAAGAGCAUCACCUGCAGGAACGCUGUGCAAUGGGCUAACAUCAUACAUUUACCAGUCCAGAAUAGAACCCAAGCGUUAACUUAA
Molecule: messenger RNA, 180 nt
Organism: Strongylus vulgaris
Lineage: Eukaryota; Metazoa; Nematoda; Chromadorea; Rhabditida; Strongylidae
Source: the annotation of a GenBank genome assembly